AUGGACCCCGCCAUCGUGGCGGCCCUCCCACAGAGCGUGCAGAAGCGAAUCCUGCGGAUCCUGCAGGUGUCCGAUGACGCCGCGGCUGCCCCGGCCGCCGCGGGAUCGCAGUCGUCGACCGGCAAUCAAAAUCUGGACGGCCUCCGGGACGCCGGGUACUGCGUCGUGGAUGAUUUCUUAGGAUGGAGCGCAGCAGCAGUCCAGGACUUGCGGUCGGAAGUUGAGGCGUCGCUGAGGGAGGAGUCAAAGCAAGCAGGCAUGGGGGGAGGCGUGAGCGACGAGAAGUGGAGUGAUGCCAAGACUCGAGGGGACAGAAUACGGUGGCUGAAGCCAGACCGGGGAAGAAGUGCCAAUCGCCACAAAAUCGCAGCGCUCAUGCACUCCCUUUCAUCGUUAAGACUUAGACUAGAUGAACUCGGUUGGCAUGCUAUCCCGGCGGUGGGACUCGCUAUGCUCGACACUGUGACACCUCCCCAACCAGUCCCAACAGGACUGUGA
Molecule: messenger RNA, 498 nt
Organism: Ostreobium quekettii
Lineage: Eukaryota; Viridiplantae; Chlorophyta; Ulvophyceae; Bryopsidales; Ostreobiaceae
Source: the annotation of a GenBank genome assembly